This is a messenger RNA of Pelecanus crispus (Dalmatian pelican), 717 nucleotides long. The record is from RefSeq and is a predicted model, not a curated record. NCBI's taxonomy places the organism in Eukaryota, Metazoa, Chordata, Aves, Pelecaniformes, Pelecanidae.
GUGUUCAGUUCUGAAGGUGCAUGGGCUUGCGUAAGUGAAGCACUGCAAAUUCUUGGAGGCCUUGGCUAUAUGAAAGAUUACCCCUACGAACGCUAUCUCAGAGAUAGUAGGAUACUUCUGAUUUUUGAGGGAACAAAUGAAAUUCUGCGAAUGUAUAUUGCUUUGACGGGUAUGCAGUAUGCAGGCAAAAUCUUGACUGACAAAAUUAAAGAAAUCAAGAAAGGAAAUGUGGGAGUGGCACUGGGGGAGUUUCUAAGGAAAUUACGGGACAUGAUGGGCAGAAAAGUGGAUUAUGGGCUAGUUGGUGAUCGUGGAGUGGUGCAUCCCAGCCUCCAGGGAAGUGGCCAGAAGCUUGAAGAAAACAUUUAUUAUUUUGGAACUACAGUGACAGGCCUCCUAAGUAGGUUUGGCAAGACAAUAGUGGAUGAGCAGUUGGUUCUGAAGAGAGUGGCAGAUAUAGUUAUUAAUUUAUAUGCAAUGACAGCAGUGAUUUCCAGAGCUAGCCGGUCUAUCAGCAUUGGGCUAAGAAACCACGAUCAUGAAGUGCUUCUUACAAAUAUCUUCUGCACAGAAGCAUAUUUCAAGAAUAAUUAUGCCAUGGCUCAAUUACAAAAAUAUGCAGAUGAAAAUCUAGAUGACUGUAUUAAAAAAGCUGCAAAGCAGGUCCUGGAAAAGAGAGCCUAUACCUGUUCUCAUCCACUGGACAGGACAUUCUAA